AUGGCUGCCUCUCCUCCUCCUCCUCAGCAGCCAUCUUGCCUGGCCCCCAAUGGCCCUGUGGGAGCUGAGGAGAGGGACCAAGUGCUGCUGGCCCUGAGCCGUGGGGCCGUGGCCCUUUGCCUGCUUCAGAACCUGAGGCUCCAGCGUGGGCGGAGGCUGCGUGAAGAGGCCCGCCGUCGCCGCCUCGCUCGCCACCGCCGGGCCCAGGCCCGCUCCCGCCGCAGCUUCGCCCUGCUGUGCCUGUGCCGCGCCCUGGGCCAAGAGGGCGGCCUGCACGGCAACGGAGGCCUCUCGCGGCUGCUGAGGGAGCGGCGCCUCUGGACCAAGGCCCGCAGCUCGGCCUUCUGGGAGACCGUGCGCCUCAAGGCCUUUCCGCCGCAGGAGUGGGCCGAGAAAUUCCGCGUCUCCCCGCUCACCUUCGACUUCCUCUGCGCCCGCCUGCAGGCCGCCAUCCGCCGACGCGACACCAACAUGCGCCGCGCCAUCCCGGCAGACGUGCGCCUGGCCCUCACCCUCUGGCGCCUGGGGGCCGGCACCGAGUUCCGGGCCGUGGAGCAGCUCUUCGGCGUCUCCCGUUCCACCGUCUGCAAGGUCCUGCGCGAUGUCUGCGAGGCCCUCGUGGCCCUACUCACGCCCGCCUUCGUCCGGCCGCCCGAGCCCAGUGAAGUCGCCGCCGGGAAUGGUUUCCCCUUGCCGCAGAUGGCUGGCGCCCUGGGAUGCCUCCACGUCCCCAUCCGCGCCCCCAACGAGGACCCCGCUGGAUACUGCAACCCCCGUGGGUGGCACUCGGUGGUGCUACAGGCGGCCGUGGACUCACGGGGGUGCUUCUGGGACAUCAACGUGGGCUGCCCUGGUGGCGUGGCUCAAGCACACGUGUUGCGGACGUCGGAGCUCUACCGGCAGGGCCAAGAGGGACGGCUCUUUCCUGGCGGAGCCCAAGACAUCGGCGGGAUCCCUGUCCCUGUCUACCUGCUGGGUGGGCGCUCCUAUCCGUUCUUGCCGUGGCUCAUGCGGCCCUACCGGGACCGAGGCCGGAACCUGGCUCCUCGUCAGCAGCGCUUCAACGAGUACGCGGCAGCUGCGCGGACUGUGGUCGGUGUGGCCUUUGGACGCCUGCGGGGUCGGUGGCGCUGCCUCACCAAGCGCAACGACACCGAUGUGACCUUUCUGCCCACCCUCAUCGCUGCCUGCUGCACCCUCCACAACAUCUGCGAGGCCCGAGGGGACCUCUUCCAACCAUCCUGGAUGGAGGAGCAGGAAGGAGAAGAUGAAGAGAGCGACCAAUGGGAGGAAUAUCCUUUGGAGGAAGAGGAGGAUGGGGAAGAAGACCCUGAGGCGGUCCGGAUACGGGAUGCCCUGGCAUCCGCACUGAGGGGUUGA
This is a messenger RNA of Anolis sagrei ordinatus, 1380 nucleotides long. Its product is annotated as putative nuclease HARBI1. Lineage: Eukaryota; Metazoa; Chordata; Lepidosauria; Squamata; Anolidae. The record is from RefSeq and is a predicted model, not a curated record.